AUCUCUACACGCUACUCCGUAUUUUGUACGCGGUUUACACGCACCUUGAACUCGAUUCCGCUCUCUGUCAAUGGCGCUGCUGCCAGACAUCAAAGCCUCGUGUGUCACAAUCAGUUCCACCGCUGCGGACGUCAUCUCUAGCACUCCGGGUCAACGACAUCUCACAGCUCGUGGCUCUCACCGUUCAUGAACCUCGACCAGAUCGGACUGCACACUUUCUCUUCUCCUCCUCGUGGUCACACCGCCAUCGACAUCCCAGAGUACGACGAAAAUCUCGCCCAGUCCUUGAAGGCCCCGAGUCUUUCGUCCACUCCUUCAGCAAGUGACUGGGUCUCGCCCUUCACGCUACCUCCUUUGCCGAGUCUGCAUCGCGAUCGCCAUCUACGAGAGCCUUCUCAGUCUCCUGAAUUUCAUCGCCAGCGAGCCGAGAGUGGUGCAUACUACGCAGCCGCCUGGGGCUCACCCUACGCUACGCCGAGUCCUCGAAGACGCCCUCGUCCCACGGACUGGUCGGCUCAGCGGAGCGACAUCGAAGACCAUCCUGCAUCAGCUUCUUUUGUCCGACUCUCUAGCCCUCUCUCGACGCGAAUUUGCAUCGACAGCCCAGAGGCCCGACCUCGAGGUCUCGACUCAAGUGGAAAGAGAAGGCAGGUGAAGAAGAAGGUGUUGAACCCGCUUUCCGAGAGACCCAAUUGGCUGAGCGAGUCAGAGGACAGUGGUUCCGAGAUAACUGCAAAAGAAGGAGAGAGAACACCUACCCGUCGGGCAUACCUAGACCAUUGGGGCAUAUCGCCUGACGAUAUCAGCCGGCGCCCGCAACGACACCAGUUCAGUGAGAGUCUUGCGACGGUGACCCCGGGUACUUCUCAUGGUCCUCAACCUGAGUUAGGAGUACCAGGCUUUUCGCGGCGACUACUGUCUCCUGCCGUCGAGGACAUUAUGGCGGAACUGGAAUCAGAGAGCACCGGAACAGGGGAAAAGCCUCUUCCUGACCCACCAUCACGACCCAUUGCGCCUGGAGAGGAGCAGAAAGCGAUGGCCAGCCCAACCUCGGAACAGCAGCGACUUCGAGUCACUUCCAUGCAGUCAUAUCAGCGGCCCAAGAAAAAGGUGGUGUGGAAGGGUAAGACCUGCAUCAUCGCAUUACCGCUCACGGACCGCGAAGCUGCUGGUCUCCCGCCUCUACUCACACCACAAGACAUCAAGGAACGCGUUGAGGGGUGGGCGAAAGCAGGCUACGAUGUGAAUGGCUUUGAGCUCACCGAUAUUGCGGAUGGACUGCCAUCGAAUUCUAGUGGGCAGAGCCGACCGGUGUAUCCAGAUCCAGCAGAUAUGCGAACCGAACGAACAAUGCGCAAAUACCAAGUUCGUAUCCCAGACCAGGACGAAUGGAACGCUUUUGUCAGCUUUCUCAAGGAGGAGAAACUUCGCGCACUGGGUGUGAGUCCAAGUAACUCGGAGGCACCUCCAUCGACCAAGUCGCCCUUUUCGACAAGUUUGAGUCGAGUUUCAUCCGGAUAUCCAGCGUUGGCGCCUUCGCCGCCCGUCUUGUCGUCUUCAUCGGCAAGCAAUCCUCUUCGGGCGACGAGCAACCCCUUUUCUCCGUCUUUGAUGUCGUCUGCGGGAAUCAGCCCACAACCUGGAUCUAUGACCUCUUCUCAAUACGCUGCUAUGCCAAGACCUUUGCAGGGACAUGGGUACAAGGCAUCCGUCGUACCUCAGAAUGCCUAUGGGCGAAUUACAUCACCAUUCGACGGGUCUAUAUCCCAAGCAAGCUCGUUUGGACACGGCUCUCGAUCAAAUGUGCCACUACUAUCCUCACGGCAAAACAGCUUCUCACCGAAUCAUCCCUUGCCGUUGCCAAACUUGGGCGAGGUUUUGUCUCCUCAACCACAACACGGUCCUGGCCAGAGAGUGAACUUUGUACCUGACUCCAAACGUUAUGGCCCAGUGUCGCCAGACAGCAACGUAAGCCGUGGCCAUCGCCAUCAGCAGACCCUUGGCUCAGCCGUCCCUCAGCAUACCGAUAUCCACGUACGUACACCAGAGAAUCGGGUGCCUUCGCCGCCUCCUAUUGAGAUUGCCCACCCUACGCCAAAGAGCCAUCGGCAUAACCUCAGCAUGGCUCUGCAACGAGGUGUCGAUGAGGCAGAGGCAGCAUCUCGCGCGCGUGGCGCUACCACCACCGGCGAGCAGGCAGAAAGUGUGCAACUUUCAUCCAGGAAAAGCUCCAUGAUAGACGAUGAGCCCCCCAUUCUAAGAAGACCGGAGACUAUGUCUGCCGCAGAUGAACGAUCUGAGAUCGAAACCAACCCAAGCAUUGCAGCGACUCCAAUGCUGCUGGAAGACAAAAAUCCAUUCGUGAAUUGGCAGGCAUUGAGCGACGCAGCAAAAGCAGAAUCAAAACCAGCCCUGGAAUCCACUUCAUCAACGUCGAAGCUUAAUGUGCAGGCGAAAGAGUUUGAUCCACAGGCUGGAUUCUCAAGUUCGAACUUUGCAUUCGGGGAUAGUAGCGAUUUCAAACCAUUUGCUUUCUCCCAGUCACCACAAGCCCCGGUGUCGCGAAAAUCUUCAGUCAAAAAUCGCUUAUCGCUGAAUGCGGAUGCUCCGGCCUUUACGCCUUCCCUCACAUCGCAAAAGACCCCAAAGGAGACACAGUUUAGGUUUAGUUCUGCCACCUUCAACGUAGAAGCGCCUGUCUUCAAUCCGUCAAGCUCACCAAGGACGAAUUUCCGGGCUGAAGAAGGCACUCCUGCAGUCACAAAUACUGAUAUCACAAACAGUAUCUUUGGUAACGUGGUCAUUGAUCCAACAUCAAAGGUGACGAGGAGGGCAGGCAAACCUAUUCCUAUCCAAGCUCCUAAGCAUAAGGAAACACAAGACCAAAGUCCACUCACAAGUGAAUACGAGGAUGAGAUAGAUGACUCUGGCCGGCCUAUGGCGCCUAGCGACCGACAAAAGAGGGCUCGUCGAACUGACAGCGAUGGGGAUAAGAGCCCGGUAUACGCUCAGUCGGCACCUUUCCACCACGAGAGAAUUUUGUCACAAAUUGUUGACGAUAUCGAUCAAAAUGGACCACCACCAGAGAGCCCGAAGAAACCAUCGGAUGGCUGGUCUUACAUUCCUGCCGAUGAAACCCCAUUGGAGACCUCCCUGGACGCACCAUUGCCUGAAGAAGACAUGGAUGCUAGUCAAGAGACCGACCAGGAGUUCACCAUGAAGAAUCAAGAAGAUGUUGCCAAAUUCAAUGAAGCUCGACCUGCUUUCGAUACGCAGCCCGAGAAACCUGUGCACUCUAUUGAACAGCAGAUGAAAGAUGAGGUAAAAGAUGAACCAGCUACGCCUACGAAAGUUGAAAAGUCAACAAGACCACCCAUCCGGAAGCCUAAAUCUUCCUUGUCAGCACUCGCAAAACCAUUUGAAUAUAAACCUCUUUCGUCUAGCCCGUAUACCUCGUCGGCUGCAAAGACCCCAGCUAGGCCGAAGCCGAGAGGAUUGGAGGCCUCGAAAUACGCAGUAUCAUCAAGCCCUCCUCAAUCUUCUGCUGACCUUACUGCAAGCCUGUCUUCACCUCCGGCGGAUUUGUACCAUUAUGUCGAGAAAGACAACGAUUCACUAAGCGACAAGGAGGAAAUCGUGGAGGUCAUUGAAGAGCCAUCGACCGACGAAGAAAUCGAGUCGCAGAAAGGAGAGCGAAGCUCCAAUCUGGACGCCUACGAGGCCGAAACGGUUGAAGUGACAGAAGAAGGACCCGCUGAAAAGCAUGAGCAGCCGUAUCAUGACGAAAUUGAGCUUGAUAUGCCUCGAUUGACAUUGCGCCACCACGAUGAUCCUUUGCCUUCGUUUGAGGAAAUUGAUGCUGUUAUGAAGCAGUUUGAGGUAUACCCAGAGCUCGGCAUUGAGCGUAACGACACACCUAUUCAAUCUACACCACUGGUUGACAUGCGCCUGGGAGAUAAUUUCCGAAGUGAUGCUCCCAGCCCCAGCCCACCACGACCUCAGGAGCAUUCGGCUCACAAUGAUGCCUCCCAUGCAGCACCAUCAAUCGGUUUGGGCAUUGGAGUCCACAAACUGAAUACAGGCAGAGAAGACGUGAGUGACUGGGAAGAUACAAUGUCAGCUCCAGAAGCCGCAAAACUGCAACUGCGAUCUCAGUUCUUCGACGGACAUGUGAACGACUUAGUGGAUGGCAUUCUCGAGAAUCGUCUAGGCCCGCUUGAACGAACUCUUCAUACCAUUCAAGAAUCUCUCACUUUCAUGGCAGGAGGAGUAAGGCCCAAGAGCAGUGGCCGUAGUGUCUCUACAGACCUCAAACAUUCCGACGCUGAUGAUGAGGACGACUAUGACGCAUUCGAGGGCUUUGCGGCCUACAGAUCGAAAUCUCCUGUCGCAAGAAGGAAUGAGCGCAGACAAUCCAAGAUUCGUGCUGCUGUUGCUGAAGCUCUUGCCGCAUACCAGCCAGCCCAGCCACCUCAACAGUUAAUCAAUGUUGCCGAGCUCAACGCAAUUGUCCAAGAGAUGAGAGAGAUGGCGCAACAAGCAGGAUCUCAAAAUACACAAAAUCAGCUCAAAACAAUUGUAGAGGAAGUAAUUUCUCAUCACCCUCGCCUACGCGGCUCGCGUGUUCAGCAGGAGCACGAGUCUACGGAGCAAAAGUACAAACCUCAGAUUGAUGGCCUCGAGUCUAUGCUGCAGAUGUCGAAAGAGCAUGCUGCUGAGGAGGUUCAACUUCGCCGAAAGGCAGAGGAGCAAGUUGCAGAGCUGAAGGUUCGCUUGCGUAUUGCAGAAGAAGAAGCCGCGCAGCACCGGGAAUCAUCCGAAGAAGCUCAACAGACGCUAGUGGCUUAUCUCGAGGAAAAGAAGUCGUAUGAGAAAGCGCAGGAAGAAGUCGAAGCGCUGGGUCUUAGGAACACUGCCCUUGAGAGCACGCUUGAAGAAUAUCGUGUCUCAAGUGAUCAAUGGCGAGAAGAUAUUCGUUCCGAACGAGAAAAGAACAAGGAGCUCAAGCACGCCUUCCAAGAGUUGCAGCAACACUUCGAUGAUCAAUCUCAUUCUCGGCAGUCUCUAAGAAACAAAAUUGAACGUCUGCAGUCACAAAUGACUCAAGCCGUCGAAGACCUGCAUGCGGAGCAAGCGGACUGGCGUCGUAAGGAACAUGAGCUUCUCGGAAGACUUACCCAGGUCCAACACCAGGUUGAUCUCGAACGCCGGCAUCGUGAAAAGACCGAAGAAGAGCUUCAUGCCAUGGACAAGGAACUUCGAGCCAAUCUUCAAGUCAAGCCUCUUCUGGAGCAAACUCAAUUAGAUGUGACCAGAUUGAACGAGCUUGUCGCGACUCUUCGAGAAGAAAACCGGGCCCUGGAUAUCAAAGCUUUCAACCUUGAUCGGGAAUUGACCAACAUAAUCAACACCAAAGAUUCAGAACUGGCAACGGCAACAGUGAAGUUGCAGGCUGAAUUGGAAAGUGCGCGUGGACAACUUCAGAGCAUCAAGACAGAUUCGGAGGCUCAAAUCUCACGACUGCAGAGUCGCCUUGAUCAUGCAGAGCUUGAUAUUGAGGAUCAAAAAGCUAAGCAUGAUGCUCUUCUUUCAGAAACUGUGGAAGCGCACAAAGAGGCAAUCCGCGAAGCAAAUGAAAAGAGAGAAAGCGCUCUGGAAGACCAACAUCAGGCUCAUGAGAAGAAACUGAAUGAUCUUCGCGAUCGCCAUACUCGCGAGCUGCACAACUCGUUCGACAACAGAACGAGGCUUGAACACCAUUUCAAUGAGAAACUCAGCUUGUCCGAAGAUAAGGUGAAACAUCUAGAAGGCAAGAUCACUGAUCUUGAAGAAAGAUUGGAGAUUACUAAAUCCGCAGCUCGUGCUGCAGUUGAAGCCGCUACUGCCAAAGGUGUCAACCUACCGACCCCGGCGUCUUCAGUCGUUGCGUCUCCACCACAACGUGCUACAAGUGCUUCGAUCUCGUUUGUCAAAGGGACCGAGGUUCCCGAAAAGAUCUCUCCACAAGCCCUGCGCGAGUCCAUCAUGGUCUUGCAGGAUCAAUUGCAAAAUCGUGAGCAAAAGAUUGAAAGCCUAGAAGCUGAACUCACCGCCGUGGACAAAGAUGCACCGAACAAGUUGAAAGAGCGUGAGACCGAGAUUGGCUGGCUUCGAGAGUUGCUCAGCGUGCGCAUGGAUGAUCUGGAAGAAAUUAUCCAUUCUGUUUCCCAGCCUGAUUUUGAUCGAGAGACAGUUAAGGAUGCUGCGAUCAGGUUGAAGGCAAAUCUACAAAUGGAACAACAGCUGAGAGAACGCGCAUCUGCCGGCCUAUCAAGUUCUUUCCCGUCAAUCUCAACCCUGACCAGCUAUGCCCAGUCGCCCCGAGCAUUACCAAUGGCAGCGGCGGCGGCGUGGGGCAACUGGCGUAGGGCUCGUGAUACCUCAAUCGGAGCAUUGUCUGAUCUGGCCACCAAUCUGGGCACUCAAACACCCACGAGGUCGACCAGCGGAAGUCCGAACAGCUUUCUCUCAGGCAUCAUUACGCCACCAGGCACCGCUCAGAAAGCAACAGGGUCUGGGGAUAUGCCUCCUCCAAGCGCGAGACCACUCGCAGCAGCGGCAGCGGCAGCUCGAAAGACGAGUUCAGAAGCACGACCAUUGAGAGGUUAUAGCUCACAACCACGAGCACUCUCAAGUAGACAUUCAGACAAGCGAGUUGAUAGUUCGCAAUCCGAACCUCGACCUCUCAGAGCCGAAUCACCACAUACACCCACCCAACCGAAGCGACCUAGUCUUGACCUUACGGAUGAUGUUGACGAAGACGCAUCACCUCUUGAUGGCAAAGAUAUGACGGCACGAAGAUUUCAGGACGAGAAUGAACCUGUGACUUCUGCAGAUUAAGCGGACUUGUACGGAACAAUGUCUGUGAACAGAAUUGCGGGUUCACUCGGAUGUCAAGUCCCAAAUUUUUCAACCAAAACCGCACGGCAAUUUACAUUAAUGACCAGCUCUGACUGUUGGAGCAAGCGUGAACUUGAGGAGGAAAUGGAAAAGGAGAAGGAGAAGCCAGAAAAUUGAAUAGUGGAAAGAAAUUUGUGUAGUCUGAUUUUUGUGCAUGGGCAUGGAUUGGCAAGCGUUGAUCUUUUUUCGAUGUUUUGGUUUUUCAAAACAGUCUGUCAUUGUCACUGUCACUGUCAAUUGUUGCUUGCUGGCCAGAUAAUACCCCCUAUUGUAUUUUCGUUUAUCUGUUUGGUUUUGUUGGGGUUUGUUUUGUGUGCUACACCACAACACCCCCCUUUUUUUAUUUUUCUUAUUUUUGGUUUUCUAUUCUAAUGUCUCUCUCGAGUCUCGACUCCUUUUUUCUUAUAUUUCUUUCUUCUCCUUCUCACACACACACACACACACACAUUUCUUUUCCUUCUUGUCUAGACGA
This is a messenger RNA of Exophiala oligosperma, 7411 nucleotides long. RefSeq lists its product as uncharacterized. NCBI's taxonomy places the organism in Eukaryota, Fungi, Ascomycota, Eurotiomycetes, Chaetothyriales, Herpotrichiellaceae. Gene Ontology annotation, cellular component: cytoskeleton. The transcript has a single exon. The coding region runs from base 187 to 6879 and encodes 2230 amino acids. The record is from RefSeq and is a predicted model, not a curated record.